Molecule: messenger RNA, 21325 nt
Organism: Porites evermanni
Lineage: Eukaryota; Metazoa; Cnidaria; Anthozoa; Scleractinia; Poritidae
Source: the annotation of a GenBank genome assembly
AUGUAUCGAACGGCAUUUCGCGCGGGAUGCCGUGUUUACGCCGGCAAGUUCUGGAAGAGAAUCAAUUUGCCAUCGCAAUCAAGAUCCUUGGCCGCUUGUUUGACGUCGCAGCGUUACUCAUCGUCUCAGAAAUUUACCUUAGAUCAGAUCGCUCCUCCGAAAGAUGCAUUUACACGUCGACACAUAGGACCCGACGUCGUUGAAGAAGAGGAAAUGUUACGAACCCUCAACUUACAGGUAAAUUAGACAACGCUGUAUGUUUCCUCACCGCGACGCGAUGUAACCUGCUAAUAUUGCAUUUGUUUUGCUUUCAGGAUGUAGAUGAGUUAAUCAACAGGACAUUGCCGUCUUCAAUAAAGUUUUCCCAAGAUCUUAAGCUUGAUGAAGCACUUAGUAAGUUUUGAUUAAAAAUUUACAACCACAUGUUGCUUACAUAUGCAUGUCGCUUUCGUUUGCUGCGUUGUUGAUGCCCACAUACUUAGCUAACUGUUUAUAUGCCUGAAAAGACGAAUAGUUAUAACAACGUUAUAAGCCAGUCAUGCGAAAACAUAUCUUUGAUGAAAAUCUCUUUUCUGCGUUAAAAAUUGCGAUUCAAAAGCUGAACGAUCAAGAAGGACGUCAAGUAUUUUUUCGUCCGGCGCGUGGCGCGUGGCGCGUUUGUGCCGGGAAAUUACGCAAAUAACGCCAGCAAUGUCUAGACCGCAGUUGUCAAGAAUCGCGAAGAAAUAAACAUCUCACAGUCGAUUUUUACCUCUAUUUUCUCGACUAGACAAUUUCAAGUCUAGAAGAUACCGAAGUUUAUGUCAUUAAGUGCAGAUGUUGAUGAGAUUUUCACGAGCCGAGUGUUAGCAAUGCGAAAGUUAGCUAGCAUCAUGUGAUUAUUUGUUGCAGAAAUUGUCACGCAGCGUUUAAGCCAUGUUAAAAAAAAUUCCCUCGAAUAGUUUUUACCACUUUUGCUUCUUCCUUCUUCAGUGUAUCAUCGGUUGAUUUUAUACAUAUUUUAGCAUGAAAAUUCUAAAGAUGAUAAAAAUUUAAAAAUUAUCUUGUUGAACUUGCCAGUAGGGGUCCUAUUUCGGUAUAAUGGAUUUGUGAAGUCCAGUUGCAGAAUGGUAAUUACACUCCAAUCUGGCUUAACCCCUUUAAAUAUAGACGCCUUGUUACUUUAAAUAAGGACCUCUUGCAGGGCUGUCAACUCUCCCGCAUAAUCCAGGAGACUCCAGAUUUUGAACCAUUUCUCCCGGUCUCCAGAUGAGAGUCUGAAAUCUCCGGGAUAAGUGCCAAAGUUUGCCAUUUCUUGUAGAUUUGACUUUCUGACAAUGAAAUUUCAAAUACUUUGCGUUGUUUGAGCUAUUUUACUGUUCACAUCAAACGUUUCUUCACAAACUCCGGUAUGCCAUUGUAAUAGAAGCAAUAAUGUGAUUGGUGGGUCAAAUGUCACAAUUCCAACAACAUCUUUUUCGUGCCUUUUUUUUACGAAUGUUGUCAUGUGCCAUGUGCAAAUUAUGGCAUCAUAUAUCAUCCCUUCCCCAUCAAUUCUCAAUAUUUGAAGGCGUGGAGGGUUGACAGCCCUGACCUUGUUGUGACAGGCUCUUUUUUGGCCCCUGGGAAAAGCCCUUGUAUUUUUCUCUAAAUUCAACCCUCUUGAAAUGGGAUAUUCCAUUUUUUUGUUUGAGGGAGGAGGGUGGGAGGGGGUCAAUUGUUCGGUUAGCAUCAUCCAAUGUUUAUAAUUUUUUUAUCAAUUUCAAACCAGGUGAACCAGAUCUUUUGGAAAGGCUGCGGCAGAUAUCAAAGCACAAUCAAGUCUGGAGGUCUUAUAUUGGCAUGGGAUACUACAACUGCCAUGUACCCACAACUAUCUUAAGAAACAUACUGGAAAAUCCUGGAUGGUAUGUGUCUUUAACCCUUGAAGCCCUGAUAUCCACUUACAAAUUCUCCAGAGCAUAGGCAUGGAAGGUGUGAGCUGGGAUGAGGGGGGAGGGGGGGGGGGCUUCAGCCUCCCCCACUUUUGUAGAAUAAUAAAUAACUUUCUUUUAUUUUGCCACAGUCAUCUCAUUAGGACUAAAAAACACUACUUUACAAAACUUUAAGUUUCUGAUGAAUCAGUUGGGUUUCCUGCAUUUAAUUUUGCUGUAUGCGUGUCCAACUUCCAUUUUUAAAAAAACACGAGUCUCUCACAUUGGAGCGAAGUUUUUCCGCUCUGAGACACCUCAAAACAUAUCUUAGGAACACAAUAGUGUAAGAUCUGUUAAACUGCUCACAAGACAUUGGCUGACACAAUCGACCCCGUUGCGAUCGCCAAGACUUUCGCAAGCACAAACGAACAAAGGAAGUUGCAUUUUGGGAAGUUCAAGUAAAUGUCGACUUGUCUAUUUAAAACAAGAAACAACCAUGACAAUGUACGUAGCCGGUUGGAUUGGGAAAUUUCAUAUUUUUAUCAGCACUCCCUCCCCCCACCACCCCCUAUGGAAGGCCAUCCUAUGUAGUUUUUGUUAUCAGCACCAUUGAAGAUUGCAUCCAAAAGGUCGAAAAUGAAUUUGUUUAACGAUCAAAGCAUUAUACCCUUGGUGAUCAUUUUACGGAGAAACCUGUAUUAGAUGGACACCCAAAAGACCUUUGCUGAUGUCUGCUUGUUAGGUGUCCACUUAAUACAGGUUUCUCUCUCUGAAUUCUCAUGACCUUUUGUCUUGAUUAUGGUAUGUAGUGAUAUUGCGAAGAGAAAUUUUUAAGGAGAAGUCGAUACACAUCUGUUUUUUUGGGAAGUACAUACAGCGUCACAAAGAUCAGACCAUUGUAUCAGGUGGCCGCUGAGAAGAGGUUAAAAAUAAUGAAAAAUUUGAAACCUGUCAUCCAAAAAAGUGGGUGCAUCUCCAGCGUGCAAAGAAAGUAGUGUCCGAUAGCCUGGGGCUAGUGGAUUUUGCUAUGGGGCUCGUAAAUUCUGUUAUUAAUUUGCCCGAUGGGCAAGUGAAUUUUUUUGAGGAAUUCAAAUUACAGAAGAACUGUGAAAUCAAUCUGCUCAUCAAAACGUUUUGGGGGCUAGUUGAAAUGAUAUUUGGGCUAGUAAUGUUAGCCUCAGCUUGCCCGAAUGGCAAGCUUUAAAAAUGACUUUCUUUGCACCCUGAUCAGGAGAGGUGGUCGUUUAUGAGAGGUUCCAACUAUAAAGCCUUAACUGGAAAAAUUUUGGUUUUUUGGGCAAGUGGUGACUUAUUAAUUGAAGGUGGUUGUGUAUUCGCGUAUGAGAGGCGGUUACACAUGGACAGUUGACUGUCAUAAAAUGAUCAUUAAACCUUGUCCUUUCACUUUCCUCAGGACCACGCCUUACACACCCUACCAACCUGAGCUCGCCCAGGGGCGGCUGGAAUCUCUGCUGAAUUUCCAGACAAUGGUCAGUGAUCUUACAGGCCUUGAUAUUGCCAACUCUUCACUGUUGGAUGAAGCCACCUCAGCUGCUGAAGCCAUGGCUCUCUGUUAUAGGUAAGCCAAAAAAGGAGUAACAGUGCUCCUCUGUUUACCUGCUGUCCUACGCUUUUGAGUGUGGCUUAUGUUAGGGUGAUGAUUGAUUGACUAUUGAUGAUUGUUAGCAAGAGGUCUCUUUUUUCCUGAGGUCACCAAUACAGAUAUAAAGAAAGUUCUGUUCUUGUAAUUUAUUUUGCAUGUAGGUUCAACAAGAAACCAAAGUUUUUUGUGGAUAAGAAUUGUCAUCCACAGAUCAUCUCUGUGGUGGAGACAAGAGCCAGGUAAGCUGUGUGUGAUACUUGUGUAAAAUAAUCUCUGGAUGUUUAAUUUGUUCAUGUCUAAUUUAAGGACUACACCACAAUAUUAUAAAAUUAUUAAAAACUUUCACCUUAAUUCCAGAAAUUUCUCAUGGGGAUGAAUCUAGUCAUUUGAGAUUUUAAUGCUUCAGCUAAGACCAUUUUUUUGACAUUUAGGGAUGAAGUUGCUGCCAGUGUGCCCAUUCACUCCUUUCACUUAGAACACCUUUUGUCUCUUAAUUGAUAGUUCUUUUGCUGGCAUGAAUAACACAGUGACAGGCUACCACCUUUCAUUACCUGCCCUGCUCAUGAAAGGUUGUCCACACCAAUGGAAUCUUCAUCCCCUACUCAUUUAAAACAUCAAGAAUGUGGGUCUUUCCACAUCCCACAAAAAUCAAAUCAGUGAAAGUGAUGUGAGACAGCUGGGCCUUUGGUUCUUUGUCCUUAUUCUAGAAGAAUGAGCAUCUAUUAAACCAUUUAUAGAUGUCAGAAUGUAGGCAGCACAUUCUCAAUCAUUUUAACACCCCAAGUGUUAAUUUUCUUCAGCCAGGAAAUUAAAACUGGCCCACUACUUCAAAUUCCAGUUCCCACCUGACUGAGCCUAAACCAAGGGGCUGGGUGGUCAAAACAUGUAUUUUUUAUUUACCAAACAAUCAAAUACCAUCCCAAACAAUGUCUCCUUCUGGCUUGGAAUUAAUGGCAGAGCUCUAUUCCUUGUACUUGUAAUGAUUCAGACUUGCAUUGAUGUACAUGCUUAUAUUGAUUUCAUUUGUUCUAGUACUCUUGGUCCUGAUGGUGAAGGCCUGGAAGUGAUUGUUGGCGAUAGAGAAUCUUUUGAUUUCUCCAACCAAGAUGUCAGUGGUGUUCUGUUCCAGUACCCAGACACAAAUGGCAAUAUCAUUGACUUUUCCAACUUAGUGGAGAAAGCUCAUAAUGCAAAGGUAAAUUUUUAAACAAAAUACAGCGUACUUGGUUUUUUACGUGGAGUGUGAUGGUGGUUAUUGAUUGUUGCCAGGCCCUUAACCAUUUAUCGAACAGUACAACACCUACAGAAUACAUUUAUAUUUAACAAUUAUUCGCCGAAGGCUCAGUUAAUAUUGUUGAAUAAUCCCCUCGACUUCGUCUCGGGGAUUAUUCAACAAUAUUAACUGAGCCUGAGGUGAAUAAUUGUUUUAGUAUAUUCGCACGAAGUGAUCUCAACAGAACCUUAAAGGAAACCACUAAAAAAUGAUUAGUUUGAUUGACGGGUGAAUUCGUGCGUGAACACAAAGUCGUAAACAGUGGAUGCUCAAAAGUUAGAUUUUUACAGUAUCUUCAAACAUGGCAAAUGAUAGUUUUAAUCUUUUUGUGUCAAGUUUUGUAAGCUUUAGCAUCAACGGUUUAAAAGAAAACGCCGAAAAUUUAAAUUACGAUCCAAUUCUGAGAAGAAAAGUAGAGCUUUAUUUGUUUCUGUCAACUCACCGUGAAUGAGAAAGUUUUCUUUGUCGCUUCUUGCUAAUGCUGUCAACAGCGGCUACGAUCAAGGUGAGCGUUGUUUAUCUCCAAAGUUCUUUGCCUUGUUAACUUGCUGGCACAUACAAUUUUCGAAAAUAUUUGCCUUCCUCUUUUCUCCAUAAAUUAACUUCUAUUUGUAGGCAAAAUUGGUCUUGCGAGAAAAUCCCGAAAUCACAAAACAGUGACAAAGUGACCUCGUUUUCCUCUGUCAUGGUAAACAUAGCUUCGAUGGGACAAAAAGUCAGCUACAGUAAACCACUCCACAAUAAAUCACGUUGUUUAAACACUAUGAAGUCUUUUCUUGCCUUCAAAGUCAUCAGCACUUGGAUAUUCGUGUAUUUUCAAAAAGGCUUUACUAUGAAACUUUGGCAAAACACCCAGUUCUCAACAGCGAUUUUGUUUCUGCUUUAUAUUCACCGCCUAGCACGGUGAAUAUAACGUCAUAGUCCGAGAUAGCUAACCAAUCAGAUUGCUUGAAUUACCAAGAUCACUGAGUGUGUAUAUACUAAAAUAUGAUACUGGUAAUUGUUGCUGCUAUGUUCAAAAGUUCAAUGAGUACUCCUGGCGAUAUUUUUGUAUGCAUUUCCCUCUAAUUAAGUGUCAACAUCCCUUCUUACUGUUUAUUGUUAUUUGUACUUUCUUCCAAGAAAUGGGUUUGUGUGUGAUAACAUGGGGCAGGGGUGAAAGGAGACGUGUUCUGAUUUGAGUGUUGACAAUACAAUGUGUGUGACCCAGUACAUGUAUCCAAAUUGAGUUUCAAAAGAAAUUCCAAAUUUUUCAGUAUAGAUCGAAUUUUUGGUAUAUAACCCAACACGGUACAUAUAAUGUUGGGGUCUGAUGGGAGUUAACGAGAGUUAAUGGACAGCUAUACGGUCAACUCCUGAAAUAUCAGGCGUUUGAAGUGAAUAGCCUGAAAUAAGAAAAUAAGCAAAUGGAUGAGGGAGUGGGGGGGGGGGGGGGGGAUGUAAUUGAGAAAUAAAGAAAACAGGAAGGGCCCCUGAAUUUGGGCGGGGGUGUCAAAAAAGAAAAAAAAAAGAAUUGACACAGUUGCUUUGAAAAAAAUUAAGUUUCCCGGACUUGGUUACCCGUUUUUUUUCUUGAUUUGUCACAUGCUUUGGAUAAAAACCACACGGUGAUAUGUGAUGUGGGGGUGGUGGGGGGGUUAAAGAAGUGUAAGGGAGAGGUUACGGGCUCACCCAUAAAAACUCGGGGGUUUAAAGGAAAAGCGUGAAAAAAAAAAAAAAGGAAAAUGGGGGGGGGGGGGGGGGGGGGGGGUGGAUGUAAUUGAGCAAUGAAGUAUACAGGAAUGGACCCUGAAUUUGAGCUGGAGUGUCAAAAAAGUAAAGACAAAGAAUUGACACAGUUGCUUUGAAAUAAAUUCAGUGUCUCGGACUUCGGUACACGUUAUUUUUCCUGACUUGUCACAUGCUUAUAAUAUCGAGUUAUUGAGGGUAGAUAAUAUAGAAAUGAUUUGAGGGGAAACAAAAAUCACUUUGAGUCAGUGGGAGGUUCAAGUUAUUAAGGGCUCGAGUUACCGAGAGUAAAAUUACAGUAAAUGUACAUGUAUGAAGGAAAUCCAGGGGAAAUCAAUUUUGGUUGAAGUUAGCACAGGGUUUGAGUUAUUGAGAGUCGACUGUCAUAUUAUUGUUAGUCAAGAGAGGCUUCUCAUGCUUAUUGUAAUGCAGUAACGUGUAACUGAUACAAUAUGGUACACAAAAGCCUUAUUAGUCUAAUAGUAAUAAAGUGUUUCCGAGUUGCUCCAAACCUCUGUUUCAAAGAGAGCCUACGUGUAAAUCCAUUGACUAAUAUGAAAAUGAUUUUUAUUCUCAUGCACAUAGAACUCAUUUUCACAAGAGAUGUUUUGCACUCGGCCUCGUUUUGGAAGCGAGUGUUUUUGUAACUUGGAAAUACCCUAUUAUUGUUGAAAGUUGUUGUAAUUGCCAUUUUGUUGUUCUGAAGGCUUUAGCAGUGUGUGCCACAGAUCUUCUUGCCCUGACAGUUCUAAAGUCUCCUGGUGAAUUUGGCUGUGAUGUGGCCAUAGGAUGUACUCAAAGAUUUGGCGUUCCUCUAGGUAAGCUGUCAAACAACUUUAGACAUGUUAGAAAGGUAGUUACAUGUACAAUUAUACAGUCAAUGCAGUCAGUGUUGCCAGAUCAGGAGUUCAUCCGUAUGUUUACAGGUGCACUUGAUUGUUACAGUAGUAGUUACUGUAGUUUGGACUUCUUCUCAGUGUCACCUCCCGAUCUCUAUCACAGACAAUAAUAUUAUUUUAGUCCCAUUAAUAAAACAAACUUUUUCACGAGUUCUACCUCUACAUGUACAUGUACAGUGUAUAAUGCAGACCCUGCUGUAAUGGAAACACUUGGCUGUGAACUGCCCACUGCACCCAUUAGCUUAUACGUACUUGUGGAGUGUCCAACCAGCAACUGGAAAGUUGUGAGUUGUGUACAGUGUAGAUUCCUUCUGAGGUCUGACAUUUUCCUUCAUAUUUUACUUACAAUAGUUUCAGUUUCAUGCAAUACUUUCAAUAUCUCAGUUGCAGUCAGUGUGUAUAUGUUGUAUAAUAUUGAAAUUAAAAUGCCAUUUUUAGAUGACAUACUACAUGUCCAGUUCAGUUAGGCAGGCAUUGUUGCUUCAGGUCAGUCAGCAAGUCAGUAAGUUGCAGAUUAAUCAGACAUCUCUCAAGUCUGUUGGUCAAGUAUUAUAAGACAAGCAGGUAAGGAUUAUGCCAGUUAAUUUAUUCACAUCACUGUCAAGUCAUUUACUGUUAGUCAAGAACUGUUAGUAGUCUGUCAUGUUAAUGCGUCAGACAUCAGCUUUUGUGGGGUACUGCUUUCAAGGGACAAAUCUGACAGUGACUGUUAGUUUGUCUAAACUGCACAUACAAAUCAUCAUUUUUCACCUGAAACUCCCAGCAACUUCCUCAACUGGAAAAUUAUUCACUGCAUGUUCAAUAUAUUUCCGAAAGGCCAAAACAUAAAUACAUGUGGUAGAAAAACCCCUCAAAUAUAACAAGGUUUGUCACGGAAAACCUGGAAAGUCAUGAAAUUUAACGAUUUCAUUUUCCAGGCCUGGAAAGUCAUGGAAUGAAAAGUCAUGUUUGGUAGAUUAGUUAUUGCAGAUGUCAAAGCAAAGAUAGUGUACAAUAGAGACUAGUUAUUAAAUAGCGCAAAUGACACGCAUUUUGUUGGACAGAAGAGUUUGUGUCUGUUGAACUGAAUAAGGUCAAAAAUACCCUAAACUUGUGGUCAUGGAAAAAGUCAUGGAAAGUCACGGGAUUUGAAGAGAUCAAAAGAGUACAAACCCUGUAAUAAUGUCAUAUUAUUCAGAAGGCAAUUGUUUUUGUUAAUAUGAUCAGGCUAUGGAGGUCCCCAUGCUGGAUUCUUUGCGGUGCGUGACAUGGGAAACUUGAAGAGAAUGAUGCCUGGACGAAUGGUUGGAGUCACGAGGCAAGCAAAAUUUCUUUCACGUCUUCUCUCCUGUUAAAGUGCAUGAAUGCAAUACUAAUAUGAUCAAAGGCAAUAGACCAAUUUCAAUAUAAUUUUUUUAUUAUUAUUCAUUGCUGAGCCCCAAGAUGAUUUCUUUUGUUUUAUUCCCCCAAGCCUCGUAGCCAAGUAUGAAUUUUGAUAUAUCGAGAUUGAUCUAUUGACCUGCUGUCUUGAGUUUUGUUUUGUUUGUUUGUUUGUGUUGCUUCCUUUUAAUAUGAUCCCUUGUGAUCCUGUGGACUGUUGGCUUGAACAUCAUUAAUUUUAAUAAUUAAUCAAUAAGAUUAUUUUGUUUUACUUGUGAUGUAACCAACAAAAGGAUUAAAGUUAAGGUAAUAAUAGUAAUUUUGCUUGCCUGAACUGAUUGUGGUUGACAGACUGACAGACAGACUCAUGGCUGGUUGACUGUCACACGUGGCCACAGACUGCCUGAUGGACUGUGCGAUUGACAGACAGAUCUCUCAGACUGUCUUAUAAACUGUCUAUUAACAUGACAUUCAUGUUGACUGACUAAAUAACUCAUAUUUGACUGAUUCACUUAUUGACACUGUACUGACUUGCUCAGAGAUAAAAAACAGCAUGAUAUUAAAUAGCAACAGUCUGGUUUGCACAUGACUAAGCAGGCAUACACUUAAGUGGCUGCUGGCUAUUCACUUGCCUUCACGAAAGUGGAUUUUUGAUUAUUGCCAGCUGUUACAGCUGUACGUAAUUUAACUGACUAAAUUUGCAGGGAUGCUCAAGGAAAGCCAUGCUACCGUUUGGCACUUCAGACUCGUGAGCAACACAUUAGACGAGACAAGGCAACUAGCAACAUUUGUACCGCACAGGUAAUGUGAAAUUAAUAGUAAUUAUUUCUGUUUCUGUAGUUUCCUGUAUUCUGUUCACCUAAAAUAAGCAUUGGCUGAUUUUGUCAUUUGCUAGAAAGUCGUCAGGUAACAGUAUGAUAAUUUUCCUUUUGACAGGCUCUUCUUGCUAACAUGUCGGCAAUGUAUGCAAUUUACCAUGGCCCUAAAGGCUUGAAGGACAUUGCUCAACGUGUGCAUGAUGCAACUCUUUUGUUAGCGGAAGGUAACGAAGAAUUUAGUAGAUGCUCAUUAGUAGUGCCAAUAGAGGUUUAGGGGUUGGCUUGAUCUCACUGCUUUUAAAAUGGAUGACUCAACUAUUUUAUUAUCACAGUCAUUCCACUGCCCCAAAAUUCUUGUUGCUCGUUAUUGGGUAAGGAAAAGGGCAUGUUUGGGUGACAAGUAAGAUCCAAACGUGCGCUUUUAAGUUAAAACUUGUAAUAAUAAUAAUAAUAAUAAUAAUAAUAAUAAUAAUAAUAAUAAUAAUAAAUCCCUGUGGUUGGUGGUGUGCUUGGUACAGUGAAGAAGGCUAUGGUAGAAAACAUCAAGAAAGAAUCAGAGAGAGCUGAUAUGACAGAGGUUCAAAAGAUCUGCAUGUUGGAAUCUAAGCACAUCAUUAGAAAGGUGCUCAGUGUAUGAACAGAAUGAUUGACUUGAGUGACUGAUGCUCUAGGUGCAUGGUUUGUGUGCGGCUGAUGCACAAAAAGAACACCAGCAAAGACUUUGAUAAAAGAGAUAAUAAUAAUACAAUGUAAUAUACAGUGUACAGUGUAGUGUUAACACUUACAGGUUAUUAUCCUUCCCCCCUUACUGGACUUUUCAAGGAUGGUGAAACAAAUAAAGCAAAAUUAAUGGAUCAUAGGUUUGUUAAGUAUCCCAGCUGGUAGGAGGGGAACCAGUUGCGUAUUUUACAAGGCAUGGCAAUACUGAAGAUUUGAACUUGGGACUACAGAGAACAAAAUAAUCCAGCUAGUGAUCAGGAGGAGACUUGAACUUGGGGCCUGCAGAUUUCAAGUCCAGCGCUCCAUCUAAUCCCUUUGAUCCCACAUCUAUUUCAAUGAAUUGUGAAAAUUACUGCCGUUGGGGUUCUGCAACAAUGGAGCCCUAUAAUAUUAAUCUUUAUUUACUGAUUAAGGUCUUUUUGUCUUUCUGUUAGGUUUGAAGCGUGCUGGACAUAUCCUGGAAAAUGACAUGUUUUUUGACACCUUGAAGGUAAUAACAACUGGACCAUAUAUUCAUUUACGCUCAGUUGGUACAUGGACAGUAUGUGACCUAAUUUUGUUUUUUUCAUCUAAAGGUUACAUCAGGCACUGGUGAUGUUUCUGACAUUUUGGAAAGAGCAAAACAACGGCAAAUCAACCUGAGAAUUUUUGAUGACAAAACUGUAAGUUACUGAAAAUAUCAUUCUAAAAAGUUUGCUUGUAGAAAUGAGGAAGCAUAAUAUAAAGCUUCUCCUUUAAAAUCAUAAUUAUUACUGAAUAUACUUUGUUUUUUUUCCCCUCCUUAGCUUGGGGUAUCAAUGGAUGAAACAGUGAAGGAAAGAGACUUGAGUGAUCUAUUGUGGGUGUUCGGUUGUGAAAGUUCCACUGUAAGUGUAUGAUUAUGUCCAGAGAAACUGUAUGUGCAUGGCUGUAUAUUAAGGGUGAGGGCGGUGAUUUUCCCCUUUACUAUGAAGGUGAACCCUUCUUUUCAGAGGCAUUUAUAAUGUUCUCCUUGAUCUGCACACACAUAUUAACUUUUCACAUUAGCCUUUAAUGUGUGACUGAUUCCCAGAUGUGUUAAUGACAUCAUCGUUCUACCUUAAGUAACCUAACUGCUUGUCCAGGGUUAAAAGUGGUCUAUCUGCAUUGAUAAUUAAUUUUGUGUCCCAUGGGUGGAUUUGGCAGAGCUUGGAAAAAGCUCCUGUCUGUUAAUGCGGUAAAGGGGAUUUUCUUGCUGGGAAAAUAACCUUUAAGCUUACUAAUGCCCAAUGAGUAAGGUUCAUCAUCUUUGCAACUCAAUUAAUUGUUAACUAACACAAGCAAGAGGUAGCUCCUGGACGAGCAAAAUGUGAGGGCUGCUAAUGCCCAAAGGACAAGCUGGAAUUCAAGUGUUUUUUAUAAUUGAGCCCUGUUUGAGAAUGGGGCUAAGGGGAUGGUGGCCUCCCUUUUUCUGUGAUAUUUCCUGUUGUUUUAAAAGAAUUUUCAGAAAAAAAAAAGUAUCUAAAUAGUAUGUUAUAACUGGGCAAGUGUCCCGGCCACCCCUUUUGGAAUUUUCUGGAUCCACCCUUUGUACCCAUGGUUGUACAAACAGGGUAUUUUUAGUUCUUAAGAUAAUGUCAAAUUAUUAUAAUUUUUCAGGAUUCCUUGGCUGCCAAUAUGGAAGAAGUACCACAAAGGAGCAUUCUACAUAGUUCAUUCAAGAGACAGAGUGAUUACCUUACUCAUCCUGUGUUCAAUAUGUAUCACUCGGAGACAAACAUUGUUCGUUACAUGAAGCUGUUGGAAAACAAAGACAUUUCUUUGUGUCAUUCUAUGAUCCCUUUGGUAUGUGAAUAAUAAUUGAAAUUUUAUUUAUAUUAACCUUUAAUCUUGGUUGGGCUACGUAAUUGUUUUAAUCAUGAUUCGUACAAGUCAUGGAAAACCAGGAAAGCCAUAAAAAAAAUUUUUGUUUCCAGGCCUGGAGAGUCAUGGAAAAUUAAAGUUAUGUGAUGGUGGUAGAUUAGGUACUGCAGAUGUCAAAGCAAGAACAAUUUAAGAUAGAGACAAGUAAUUAAACAGUGUGAACAGCACACAUUUUGGUCAACACAAGAGUUUGUGCCUGUUCAACUGAUUUAGGUCAAAAUAUACCUCAAAGCAAGGAAAGUUUUGAACAUUUUAAAAGGGAAAAAUUUAAAGGUCAUGGAAAAGUCGUGGAAUUUGAAGAGCUCAAACGUGUAUUAUGUGUAAGUAAAGUCCGGAAACUACCCACUCACCCCUCCCCUGACCUUUUGAACAUCAACACCACACACAACUUCCUUCUUACAGCAAAUUGUUAGGUUAGGGGAGGGGCAUUUCCCAGAAUCCUCAGCCGAUAUAAUAAUAAGAUUCUUCAUAAAGUGAAGAGAAAAUUGUUGACAAAUACUGUUUAUUUUUGCAGGGUUCUUGUACAAUGAAACUGAAUGCUACCACUGAAAUGAUGGUGAGUUUAUCAUUUUAAUAUUCAAGAUAAUUUAACUAAAAUUUGAUUUGUUUGUUUAUGAUUAAGGAGAGGGCUGUUUAUAUGGGGAUUGCCUACCAUUGCAGUUGAGUAGAAAAAGAUUUUUCAGUAGCCUGUUCUGUAAGCGUUUCUACGCGAGUUUGUUGAGAAUAAGAGCAAAACAAUCUUAUUGAACUUGCACAGAGCUUUGCAAACAAGCUCACACAAUAAGGCUUGCUAUGCAGUAUUCUUCACGGCUGCCUUAAUCCUUUUUCAGUGGUCUUAAGUUUCUCAAAAAUACCUGGAGUAAUAAUUAUAUAUAAUUUUGAUUAAAGUUUUAAACUGUACAGUUUACUAGGCAUUAUUAAUGUUUUUUACAUACCUUCUGAUACCUCUAUAAUUUAUUGUCAGCUUUUAAAAAAGCAGUUUGUCAGCUUUGAUUCUAGCUUAUUCUCUAAUUAUCAUGUAGCUAUCAUGUAAUUCAGCAACUUUUUUUUUUUUAUUGUAAAUAGUUUUAUUGCAUAAUUUAGGCAUUUUCUUUUCCUGUUUCCCUAUGUAUAAUUUUAUUUAUUUAUUUUUUCUUGGCUAUAGUUGAUUAGCAUAUUUAAUUGCCAGAGGUCUAACCAACUUCAUUGAAUAAAGUUUCAUUCAUUCAUUCUUACCUUGGCAAUGUCUUUUCUUUUCUAGCCUAUAACCUGGCCCAGGUUUGCCAACAUCCAUCCUUAUGCACCAGUGGAACAAGCCCAAGGAUAUCGUCGUCUGUACCAGGAAUUGGAGAAAGAUUUGUGUGAGAUCACUGGCUUUGAUGCCAUAUGCUUUCAACCAAACAGGUAAAAGUGGACAAGAAGCUUUAACAAAUUUUGAUUUUAGAAAAAUCUUUGGUUGAAAGGGAAAUUAAAGGCCUGAAACUCUUGCUCCGCUUAUGAGCACACUGUUGGCCUCAGCAGCGUGCAAAGAAAGUAGUGUCCGAUAGCCUGGAACUAGUGGAUUUUGCUAUCGGGCUAGUGAAUUCUGUUCUUAACUUGAAGUGAAUGAAGUAUUUUGAGGAAUUCAACUUACAGAAGAACUGUGAAAUCAAUUCUGCUCAUCAAAAAAUUUCGGGGGCUAGUUGAAAUGACGUUUGGGCUAGUAAAUGCUAGCUUCAGCUUGCCCGAAUGACAAGCUGUAAAAAUGACUUUAUUUGCACCCUGCUCAGCUUUAUCACUCUAUUGGGUACUAUUAGGAAGUAAAUAAUUAAAAAUGAGGACCUUAAUCUUUACUUUUACAACUUUUCUGAGGUUCUGUUCACAGAGCUGUGAAUUAAUGGUAAGUCUAUCCAACUCAAAUUUGCCCAUGCCCGGCAAAAUCCUUCUUGCACUCAGAGAUGAUAACUGGACAGAGCAAAUUUCAAUGCCGAUGAAUAUCAUUUUAAAACUGAAUUUUUAUUGAAUAGUACUUCAACAAAGAAAUUACCACCAACAACUAAAAUGGUUACUUGGUCAGACGUAGUGUCCUUUCUGGAAAAAUGGAUCUUUCAGGAAGGACGUAAUAAUAUUAUGCCCAACCAAUUCUGUUAAUCACCAUCUUAGUCUUAGAAUACUAUAGAGAUUUACCUGCAGAAAUCGUCUUUCAUUACUUUUCAGUCAAAGUGAACAAUUUUUAAUAAUCAGUGAGAAGCCGUCUGUGCUGACAGCUAAAUGUUCAGCCCAGUCAAACCUUUUCAGUUUAAUACAUAGUGUCAGCAGUUACAUCUGGUACUUCAUGUUUGCCUUACCCAUUUGACCUAAAAAUACUUCUCAAAAAUGUGUCUCAAGACCCCUUGUUUGUUUGUUUGUUUAUUAUUUUUCCUAUACAGUGGAGCACAAGGUGAAUACGCAGGCCUUAGAGUUAUCAGAGCCUACCAUGAACAUAACGGAAAUGACCACAGGAAGGUAUAAACACCCACUAAUUAAAAGUAUUUCUUCAGUUUAACUGUUUUUAGAUAUAUGUCCAUUAUUUCACCUUUCAUGGGUGUUUGUCUGUGGGUAAUUUAAAACAUUUCUACUUCAUUAUGUUGCAAUCACCAACAACUGAUUGGAUGGGGUUAGUUGGUUUAAAGGAUAGUAAAACCACGUGCAUAUAAGGAGAGUACUUUAAUAUCCAUGGCAACCAAAUUAGCGGUAACGACUGUCACACUGAACAAAGAGUUUAGUGGAAAAUAAACAUUACGAACUUAACUGAGGGAAAAGUGGACGGACGGGUAGAAUCCAGCAACCAAGCCUUUGUAGUCGUAAAAAAGAGAAUAUUCCACAAUGAAUCAUCGAAACUUCUUGAAGCCCUGCUACUAACGGGGACGUCCCGCGUGAGCCGUCAUAACAGAAACCGCUGACCGUCAUUGUCUUGAGUUUAUCUUUGCCUUCUCCGCGGUCAAACGUCUAUGGCGUUUUUUCAACCUCCUUCAAUAAAAAUUGCCGUGCUUACUUUUUUUGGUGAAAAAAAAAAAAGUAAAAAUGAAGUUUUUUCGGAGUGUCGGUUUUUUGAGCAAUACGCCGCAAAAAAAACUUUAAGUUAAUGCUCGUCCUCGAAUCUAGAUGUCUUUACGUGAACUGUAUGAAUGACUUCGUAUUCUCGUUUCCUAACUUGUUUUAGGUUUGUCUCAUCCCAGUGUCCGCUCACGGCACAAAUCCGGCCAGUGCACAGAUGGCUGGCUAUCAAGUUCAAGUAAUCAAGGUGGAGAGCGAUGGGAAUGUCAGUUUAAGUGACUUGAAAAAGCAGGUUGAAAAACACAGCAAUGAACUGGCUGCUAUCAUGGUCACGUACCCUUCAACCAAUGGAAUCUUUGAAGAAGGGAUUAGGUAUAUCUGCGAUCUGGUUCAUGAUCAUGGAGGCCAGGUGUAUCUUGAUGGGGCGAAUCUGAAUGCGCAGGUAGGACUCUGUCGACCAGCGGAUUACGGCGCUGAUGUCAUGCACACUAAUCUGCACAAGACGUUCUGCAUUCCGCAUGGAGGAGGGGGGCCUGGAAUGGGCCCUAUUGGAGUGUAAGUACCUCAGUCUUGAAAAUGAGUAUUCGACACUUUGAGGUUGCACGGGAGACCAGGUCUAGAUGGUUUUCAAAGUGCAUUGUGUGACUGUUUUGGGGGACGCAUUUCAACAUGGCGGCAAAAAAGUCCCCCAAAACAGUCCCACAAUGCACUUUGACAACCAUCUCGACCCGGUGUUCCGUGGAACCUCAAAGUGGCUCGGAUAAAAAGACGAACGGCUGUGAUAAAAAUAGUUAGCUUGCGUUGCAGACAAUCUAAAUCCCCGAUUUAGGACUCUGUUGAAUUCUCUGUCUUGGAUUCUAGUGACAAGUCCGCCGCAACACAGGCAAGGAUAAACUUGUACGUGUAAACAGUACUUGACCCUGCCCUUAAAUUUGUAUUUUACCCUCUCCGUUGGAAAACAUUCAGCGCCAUCUUUACCCUAAUCAGCAUCGUAAUUGUAAUUGUAAAUUAGUUUUAUCUAGGUUUCAUUUAAAAUGGGAACGAAAUAGAAUGGCGUAGUGUUGCCAAACGUUAACGAAAUGAUGGCCUGCUAUUACAGCCGCUAAAGUCAGCAGCGACAGGGACCGAUGAGAGGCUACUGUAUAUUCGCAGCCUAACAAAAUGACGGUCAACCUUUUAUGACUGGUCUCAUUAUUGUACCUGAUUAAUUGACGCUCAGUUAUUUUAAUCCACAGAAAGAAACACUUGGUCCCAUUUUUGCCGUCACAUCCUGUCAUCUCACCGGAGCGCUCCGUUGGAAAAAGUUCCCAUCCAUUUGGUGUUAUCUCAGGUGCACCUUAUGGGUCUAGUGCUAUUCUACCCAUAUCAUGGUCCUACAUCAAACUAAUGGGCCCCAAGGGUCUUGCUCAUGCAACGAAGGUAGGUUUAAAGAGAGACUGCAAUGUUGAUAUUUUUGUGGUAUUUGUUUUUCAGGGCUGUGCUCUAGUAACGCCUGGUAACCCCUGGCACCUUACUGCAGUUGCUCUUGGGCGAUUAGGAAAUGUUACAUACAUAAAUUAGAGGUUUUUUAAAUUUACAGGUAGCCAUUACGACACCUGAAGGAGGAUCGUGAAGUUAUCCCUAUAUUAAGAUCUCUUCUUACAGAUACCCCACCCAGCCCAGGAAAUGUUGGCCUCACCACCGGGGUCUACGACCCCUUUUUCUUUUCGAAUAGAGGUGUGUGUUCUUGUACGUCCCACAAGAUCUAGACAAGUGAGAGUGCUCUUAGACGGGACCUACAGUUUUUCGUCCUUAUCCUAGAAGGUCUAACCGUUUGCAGAUGCCAUUGCAAAGGCAGCACUUUCUUCUCAGUUAUUUAAAGACCCUAAGUGUUGGUCUGGCCGGGGUUUAAACUUCGACCUCCCGCUCAGAAGUCUGGCGCUCUUCCAACUGAGCUAACCAAGCGGCAGUUACAUAAUCCUUGCCGGGCACCCUUUUUGUUGCACUGUAUUUGUUUAUUUGUACUGUGGGAAGAAGCUCUUUGCAGUCAACACACCCUAGGGUAUACCCAUCAUUUCAAACAAGACUAUGUAUAUAGUAGCCCUUACAAGAGUUAACUUCGUUUAUUUCCUCAGAUUGCCAUCUUAAAUGCCAACUACAUGGCUGCCAGGCUUCGGGAUCAUUACGAUGUGCUUUUUAUCGGAGAUGACGGUAAGCCAAUCAAUGCCCAUCACAUACGUGACGCUAUUUUAAUAGAUGCCACAUAGAAUUGCAUUGCGCAUCCUUACUCUCAAUAAGUUCACGCGUGAUUAGCGCGCGCAUCUGCAAACAUGGCUGCUUUUGACUAGAGUCUUGAGCUCGCCAGAGAAAACCAUUUUUGCCUGUUUUUCCCCCAGUCCUCUCAAAUUUCUUAGCUUCACACCGCGACUUUCGCGUUGAUUAAAGGAUGCGUAGCGUAGCCCUUUAAAACGUCGGGUCUCCGUUGGAGCCUAAUAAUUUCCAGACUUUCCGAAAACUCCAUUUAUCGACUUUUCAAUUACGUCUUCCGCAAUUGUUUUGUAAUGAUAUUAUUCUUGACAUCUUUUAUUUUCGUUUACCAGGUUACUGCGCUCACGAAUUUAUCGUCGAUGCUAAAGAUUUCAAAAAGACCGCUGGAAUUGAAGCAAUUGACAUCGCCAAAAGACUUCAGGAUUAUGGUAACCUUAGUUUGUUAGGAAGUCUGUUUUGCAUAUACGUAAUCGUCGGGAUCGCCUCGAUCGCCCGAUUCUUCUCAAAGUAUGUGCGGGCGAUAGAGACGAUCAACACGGGAUGUGGCUCGAUCAGAGACACUCGAAUAAUCGCUAAAACCAGACGCAACGGAAACAUUACGGGGAUUCUGUCUCCAUUAGGAUAAUUUUGUACCCCUUCGUAAAUAAUAGAUGUCUUGUGAUCAAAUUGCAUCGUUAUUAAGGGAGGCAGCGUGGCCGAGUGGUUCAAGUCCCGCCCUGAUCGCGAUCGCUAGCUAGAUUUCUUCUCGGUAAUCCCGAGUUUCCUCGGCCACGCUCGUGAAAUAGCCAACUGAUUCGUCUCUUACCAGUUGGGAUUUUUAACCUUGAUAUGUUCAGUUUAAAGUUUUUGUUUUAUUAUCGCUGAAAAGCCCCAUACUAGAACAGGAUAAUUAAAUGUUUAUCAUUAAGUUCGUAUCAUAACCAAGUUUCUUUGGCUGUUUCAGGUUUCCAUGCGCCCACUGUAUCUUGGCCAGUGUCAACUGCCUUAAUGAUCGAACCUACCGAGAGUGAAAGUAAAGCUGAGCUGGACAGACUCUGUGAUUCACUCAUUUGUAAGUCAGCUUAUAACAUAACAUAAGGGACGCGAAAACAUCACUUAUAAAGUGUAUGCGCGUUUUUUUAGACUUUACGAAGUUGUUGUUUGCUCUCCGGUUGUGAUAUGUUUGCGUUAGCAAAUGCCACGACGUGCAGUGACCACGAAUUGUGAUUUACGUGCACACAGCAGAGUCACCGUCGUCGUCGCUUAAGCUUUCCAGUGAAGUUAAAUAGUAGAUGGUUCUUUAAUUCCUAACCGAUUUUUUUACGUGUAAUAAUUUGGUUCUACAUUCGGACGCCUCAUUGUGAAGAGUAAAUAACACUUUAUGUCCGCAAAUCAUUCGCUCGAUUAUUUUAGCGAACUCGAGAAUGAAUCGAAUAGGAUCUUUGUUGAACAUGCGCGGCCUGUUGCUAGGAUAUAGUUUCGAACCUAGGCCUAACAGCCGUGCGCCCCGGUUAUGAUUUUCGGCUUACCACCAAACGGAUGCUCGCACUCGAAAAUUUGCCGUUGAGUCUCCUGACUGAUUAUUUCUUGCUUAUUUUCGGUCUUUUCUUAUUUCGUUAUUCACAGCAAUCCGCCAGGAAAUUCGCGACAUCGAAAACGGAAUUAUGGACAAGACCAACAAUCCUCUCAAGGUAAAGAUUUUUCCCUCAUUAAGCCACGUUUAUGGUCCAACCUAAUCAGUGAUUGAUUUGCGAUUAAAGUUGAGUUAGAGCAGUCUGGCCAAUCACGAUAAGUGUAGAGAAUCGAAUUAACCAAUCAGAUCUCCAGCGCUAAACGCGGGAAAACGCGUUUGCAACAUUUCUAAUUGGCUAAGAAAGAGGCGCGUGAUUUUUUUUAGCCUAACACAAAGUGUAUCUGAUCAGUAAACACCACCUUACCUUUCACUUUCGAAAGGCGCCUUGUAAUGUUGCUGUAACUGUCUUUUUCUUUUAGAAUGCACCGCAUGCUCAAGAUGUUGUGACUGCUGAUGUAUGGGACAGACCCUACAGUCGUGAAGUUGCGGCCUUCCCUGCUGUGAGUAUACUAAAUAAACUUAAAGCACUUUUUCUUUCACACAACUGGAAAUCAUAGAUGGGCAGCAUCAAACCAAACUCACUAGGUUCCAUCUUUUUUUGCUGGCUAGAACAACCAGAAGUACGACACUACUUCAAUUUCCAAAACACAGGGUUCGUACAGAGUCUUGAAUUCUUGAAAUUCCCCACCAGUUUUCCAGUCCUGGAGAAAUUCUGGAAAAAUGGUAAAAAGUCUUGGAGUUUUUUCUUUUUUUUCUAAAUCUACAUCAAGUGAUUUAUAAGUGAAAUUUUUCUUCAUUUUGGUCAAAUCUUAUUCAAUCUCGCCUAUACGUUUGCAGCGCAUCAAGGCAACAAAAAUAACUGGACUUUGAAACACCAUGUGACCUGACGACCCCCUGCACACUCGAACCCAAACUCCCAUAUGUGUGUGAGAAAAAUGUUUUUCGUUUCUCUCGUUCCUCAGAAGCGGGUCAAAAACGGACCCUUGAAGUAUACGAGUGUAUGGUGAUGUAUGGGGGUGUAUAAAUGUAAACUGAGGGAAAUGAUUUCCGGGAAAAGGAACACUUCACUGAUUCAUUGCAGGGUGGAGAGGAAAAAGUGUUGUUUUCCGCUGGCUGGGGAUGCGUUUUGGUCUGAAUUUUUCAGUGAAAAAUUUUAAGGGCAUGAUACAGAGUUCAGUUUAGUGUUUUUCGCUGAUGAUGAGUUUCAUAGUUACCUUGCUCGUGUGUGUUUUUUUUUCUUUUUUUUUUCUUUAGCCCUGGCUGAAAGGAACUGCGAAAUUUUGGCCUGGAUGUUCAAGAGUUGAUGACAAACAUGGAGAUCAAAAUUUAGUUUGCACUUGUCCUCCAUUGGAAAGUUACGAAGACGUAAAGACGAAGUCUUUCAGUUAAUGCAAGAAAACAAGAUCAAGCCGACUGCCUUUUACCAACCGUAAUUAAGCAGACUUGUGUCACGCAAUGCAUUUACCCUAGCCAUAACGUGACGUGUGGAAACUUGUCACGCAACACUUUUAUUAGAGGGAGUUCAGUUUUGCUAACUUUGGAAAAAAAAGAACAGUAAGAAGAAACUCUUCCGAGUUGUUGUCCAACAAUCCAAAUGCAAUUCAAUUCAUUUUGUUUAGACUGGUUUAGAAAAUUUACAAGUCUCUGCACCAAAGAACAAAAGGGAGAAAGCGUUUAAUAUAAACAAUAAAGACAGAGAGUUAUAGUUAAUUGUGUGCGUCAACUAGGAAAGCAUUAGGCUUUCAAGCGUCGCCCAAUGUAAGGUAUUCCAAUCGUUACUGGGAUUUCGGAUUCCAUUCGAACCCCGGAUUCCAAUCGUUAGCGUGAUUUCGGAUUCCAUUCGGACCUCGGGUUCUAAUCGUUAGUGGGAUUCUGGAUUCCUUCUGCUGGAUUACGGAUUGUAAAGCCCAGGAUUCCGGAUCCCACAGAUUCAGGGAUCCUGAUUACCUUACGUAAGGCGACAAACUGGUUUCCGCAAAGGGGCUGGACAAAAGUGAUGUAAAUAAGGAAACGAGAGAGUACAUUUUACUCAUGAAAGACAAUUUUAGUAUUGGUGAAUGAAUGUAGAAUUAUUUAUGUAUCUCAAAUAGUACUUACUAGUUAUGUUUAAAGUGUUACACCUCGUUGAAGAGGCUGCUAGACAUGAAAAGAGGACCCACUUUCCUUUUCCAUUUAUUUUUCUGUCUUUUGCUGUCCCAAGAUUUUACGGAUUUUUUUAACAUUUGUGGUCAACAUUGUUUCUACUCAUUAAUCAUUCUUUCGUCCGGCCAGGAGCAGACAAAGCAUACUGGUUGAUUUACAUUAUUUUACACUUUGUUUUAGGGUUCAUUGAUUUAUGUUGAAUAAAACAUGAAAGUUC